AGGAGGGGCCCAUGUCUCCAGGUUCAAAAGCAGAGGGCGGUAAAUCCCGACCGUCGAUUGAAUGGCCUGUGAGUCCAUGAUUGCGCCGCAGAUAGAGAGAGAGUGGUUUUUAUUACCGUUUACUCCUUCAAAGCCAAGAAUAAAUAUUCAUACACCCCCCGAGUCCCCCCAAAUAAAUGCCCACCCGCUUUCUCCUCACUUUCCAUAAACCUCUCCAAAACUCUCUCUCCCUCUCUCUCUCUCUCCGAUUCCUCUGUUGGAAGAAAGGUCAAAAAACUCUCCGGCGACUCCGAUAAUCGGUUAAGAUGGUUUUGAUGAUAUAUUGUAGCAAAGAGGCCUAGGCUAUAGGCGGCCAUCAAGACAUUUUCUUUGCUUCCUUCCAUCACACUCCAUUAGAUGGGCUGUUUCCAGUCUAGAGCAACACAGCACUAUCUUGGACACGAAGACCCUGUGGUUCUUGCUUCCCAAACAGCUUUUAGUGUUAGCGAAGUGGAAGCACUGUUUGAGCUAUUCAAGAGUAUCAGCAGCUCAGUGAUUGAUGAUGGACUGAUAAGCAAGGAAGAGUUUCAGCUGGCUUUAUUUAAGAACAGAAAGAAAGAGAACCUUUUUGCUAAUCGGAUUUUUGACCUCUUUGAUGUGGAUAAAAAAGGAGUCAUUGAUUUUGGUGAUUUUGUUAGAGGGCUUAAUGUUUUCCACCCAAACGCCCCACAAGAAGAUAAGAUCAACUUUUCAUAUAGGCUUUAUGAUUUGGAUGGCACAGGGUUCAUUGAGCGUCAAGAGGUCAAGCAAAUGUUGAUUGCGCUUCUUUGCGAGUCUGAAAUGAAGUUGGCCGAUGAGACUGUCGAGAUAAUACUGGACAAGACAUUUUUGGAGGCAGACACAAACCAGGACGGGAAGAUUGAUAAAUGCGAAUGGCAUUCUUUUGUCACAAAAAACCCUUCAUUGCUGAAGAUAAUGACACUGCCCUAUUUAAGGGACAUAACGACCACGUUUCCAAGCUUUGUUUUCCAUUCCGAAGUUGAUGAAGUUGCUACUUGAUGAUGACAUGAUAAAUAAGAGUCGGAAGCGGGAAAUGUAGUUUAGCUUUCCCUUGUUAUUUUUCCAGGUAUCUGAGUUUUUUUUUCUUAUCAUAGGAGAAAAAGGCAGCAAAAAUGUGUUGUGCGAGGCAAAAUACAUUGUUGUUCUCUUAUGAACAAAAAAAAUGGCGUGUGGGGAGAGAGCCGGCUAGUGGCUGUGUGAGUUAAACCGGCAAGCCGCUCUAAUUGUAUAUUGUUAAAGGGGCCAUUCGCGUGCGCUUGUAUUACUGCCUGUUUGUUGCGGUUGUUAGGAGAAAACUAUAUUGAUGUAAUUUCAAUGAAUUUCGGCUUGUUGC
Cuscuta campestris is the source of this 1372-nucleotide messenger RNA. Lineage: Eukaryota; Viridiplantae; Streptophyta; Magnoliopsida; Solanales; Convolvulaceae. The record is from the annotation of a GenBank genome assembly.